GAUGAAUGCACGCUAGCUAAAAAUGUGGAUGUCAACACGUGUACAAACACUUAUGGAAGCUAUAAGUGUUCCUGUUACCGUGGAUACCAGUUAAAACCUGAUGGCUUAACUUGCCAAGGUAAAAUUAUGAUAGUUUCAAGUCAUGGUCUUCAUACAAACUAGCCAGGGUAUCUUCUCGAUUGCCUAGACUUUUGCAGGUAGGAUUGUGAGGAUCAAAACGAUCGAUAUCCCGACAAUAAUUUUGAAAUCCCCCAACAUUUAUAAUCUAGCUCCCUGUUUAUCAAGGGCUUUCGCGAUCGCCUCGAUAUUACGUAUCGCCCACAAUCACAUCAGUGUUCCCAUGUGAUCGUCUUAAUCGCCCGGGCUCAUUUUGAAGACUACUUCUUUACAUUGCCUACUUCUAUUUUUAGGCGCGUAAAAUUUACUUGCGUACGUACGUAAAAAUUACACGACAGUGCAAAUCCAGCCCCUGUUUUAAUGUUUGACGCGAUUCUUGUGUUCUAAUUAUUUACGAAUGCACCAUGCAGCAAAGGACCUUUCCCUAUAUCUUCGUACAUUCAUGCGGUUUCUGUGGUUUUGUCAUACCUAUAAAUGUACCUUGCUUUCAACUUUUAUUCUAGUGCAAACCUAGAUCGAUUUGUAUUAGCAGUUAAGGUACACUGUAGCUACCUAUUACACUGUAAAAUGAAAAGAGCUAAUUUAUGGUCCCAAAAAAUGGGGCCAAGACGGGUGAGUCCAGAAUGGUACUGUUUUAGGGGCCAAUUCAGCCUUACUGAAAUGGGGAUGUUUUGGUACCAGUUUUGGGGGCUAAAUUGAUACCCCUCAAAAGGUAGCCGAUUCAGCUCCACGUUGGGCCAUUUCAGUAGUUGAUGGGUCUUUCAAAUAAUGAAAUCAAACUUAAGUUAAAGUUUUCAAACAUUUAUUCAGUUAUAAGCAAGUUACUGUACUCUUUUUUAGCCAAAAAUAAUGAAGUAUAUCUGUUAACUAUGUAUCAUAACAAUGUGUAUUCCAACAUAUGUAACAUACACCUUCCAACCUAAUAAUCUUUGGAAUUGUAGGAAAUUGGGCAAGAGUGACACCUGAGUGCAAUCCGACUAAAUCCCUUAAAAGCUGGUUUUCACUCGUGACAAAGUCAGGGUCAUAAUCAGAGUCGAAAGAGCACUUAUGACCUGGUGAAAAUCAAAAUUCACAGUCGCAGGGGGAGUCAUACUAGAAGCUUGAUGGAAUUGGAGUCAUCAGAAUUUUCUAUUCUUCAUAUUCUGCUUAUGCUGUAGAAAACCAGAUUAAGCAGGAGUACUGUGGAAAGAUAAACCAGUAACAAUGCUUGUUCCCAUGCUUUGUGAUUGGUUUAGGUCUUCAGCUUCUGCUUGCAACGCCAACAAUACAACCUAUAGUUUUCACUAGAUGGAAAGUGAAAUAGUCGUAAUUGGAGUAAUUAUACUCGGUUUUAACUAGAUCAACACUGUGCGCUUUUGAUUACGGUUCGGGCUCUGUACCCAUCGCCAGCAAACAAGCCUUUAAUGACUCAUUAUGUUUAAAAUAUCUUGCCAAAUCUUGGUCUAUAAGGGUGAAAGAGUAACAGCAUGGAGCCCAAAAGUGUGACUGCUUUUGAUUUAUUCACAUUCUUUCGUGGAGAUUUAAUCCAAUCAGAAGCCAGCUGGGAACUGUACUUGACUUCCAAUUGGUUGAUGCCUGCGUGGAAGAAUGUGAGUUAAUUAAAGGUAGGUUACACUUUUGGGCUCCUUGCUGUAAAGAAUAAACAUUCAGCAAGAACUCAGGCAUUUGCCAGGUCAUUUUAAAAAAGGGGCGAAAACACUGACAAAUGUCUGCCCCAGUCCACUUUCAAGCAAUGCUAGAUCUAGAAAAGUCAAGAUGGCUUUGCACUGGGUGUAUGACACGUGAAAUACAUAAAAACACCCAGGCAAUACUCUCACUGCCUCAAAAAUCUUCUUCUGAGGGAACUGGCAAAGAAUGCCUCUCUUUGUUACAACAAAUUACGGCCGCACUCUCAGUUUUUUAAACGAGUUAACUUUAGUUAGUUAAUUGGAAAUAACUCGGUCAAGUCCCCAAGUGCGGCCGCAGCCAUUGAUGAAUGCGCAGAAGGUACCGGCGGCUGCAAUGAUAACGACGGAAGUUUCACGUGUGCUUGUAAGAGCGGCUUCAGGCUACAAAACGAUAAAAAGUCUUGUGGUGGUGAGUAUUUCAAUCAAAUCAAAUUAUGUGGAGUUAACCUGUCAAAUGAUCUGCAUUAGUCUUAUAAGUUAAAGUGUCUUGUUUGUCAACAUUGUUUUUGCUAUUCAAAUCAGGGGCACCCAACGAGGAUAUAGUUCAAAACCACUCAACAAAGCAUUGUUGAACGUAUUUUAGUAUUUAAACGGUAUAUAUAGGCAUAUUUUUAUCCCCUAAAAACUUUUCAUCUAUUCGGAUUUCCUAGCUGAAAGUCUAGUGAUCCGAAAAUUAUAGGGAUAAAAACUUACCUUUUCGAAAAUUUCAGCCAGGAAAAGGCUCCCGAAAAUUCUAGGUGGGCUUUUUUAGGGUAAAAAUCCGUUAAAAAUGGGUAAUUAUACCAUUUUGUAGAUGUUCGAAAAUCCUAGGAGAGACAGGCAAGCAAGGAAUUUUACAAUAAAUGUUCCGAAAAUUCUAGAUCUAAAGUCGUCUUCCGAACAGAUAUUUUCCGAAAAUUGUCGUUGGGUGCCCCUGUCAAAUGUGUCAGCUACUGAAAUGAAAGAACCCAUUGUCUCAAGAGCUAAUUAAGCCCUGGUUUGCAAUAGGCGUCAAUAGGUGACGUUACGUGAAAUAAGGCUAUUAUAUUCCUGGGUAUUGCUAGCAGCAAUAUGCCUGCUCAUCUCUAUUUCUAGUCUUCCUCAUUUAUUUCCUUUCUUUUUUGAUAUAUGGGCAGACAUUGACGAAUGUAUCGAGAAUACAGAUGCAUGCGACAAGUCAACUACCACUUGCCGAAACUCGGUAGGAAGCUACUCUUGCACAUGUCGGCCUGGCUAUGAAAGAUAUAAUCGGUAUCAGUGCAACGGUAAAUUGCUCUUUUAUUUAUUUAUUUAUUUAUUUAUUCAUUUAUUUGUUUAUUUAUGCCUCUCCCCAACCUAAACUGCUCUUUACAAAGAAUUUUGCCUCCAUCAUCUGUGGUCUGAUUACUGGCCACUGAGGACCAGAAAAAGAAGGGGGGAAAUAACUGUGGGAAACUGGACAAUAAAACCAACGAUCAAAAGGAAGAAGACAAUAAAGAUAAAUAUAGGAGUCGUCGCCACACGAUAUUCGCGGCUGGUUACCCAACCAAUUUCUAAUUAAAACUGCGACAGGCAAGGCUUAUCUUGGGUUCAUCAACGAGUUUGCGAGAUACGUACUUCUAUGUUUGAUUAUAAUCAAGUAAUUCACGGUAAAGACAAUAAAGGUCAGGAAAAAAAUAGUAUUCCUACGAGGCCUAACGCUUAGUGUGAUAAUCUUGUAAUAACUCUUGUCUAAAGCUGUCUUGUGAUUUUUAAGUACCUGGGUGUUGUUCUUGAUGACACCCUUUCCUUCAAUGGCCAUGUGGACUAUGUGAGGAUGAAGGUAUCUAGGAUACUCAGAAAGUUCUCUAGAAUAAGACCUUCACUUACGCUAAAAGCUGCAAAUAGACUCUUUAAAGCCAUAGUCAUCGGGUUCUAGAUUAUUAUGAUGCUGUGUGGCAUGAAUGUGGACAAGGAAACAGUGACAAGAUUGAACGACUACAAAGACGAGCAGCGAGGAUCGUCUACUUCAAAGCUACCUCAAAACUAUCAACUGAUCAAAUUAUGACCAAAAAACUGGGCUUGGAACCUCUCUAUUAUAAAAGACGGCCACACAUUUUAAGAUUUGUUAAUGAGUGCAUUGCAAAUAGAGUUCCCAGAUACAUUUUUAAUUAUUUCAAUGUAAGAAACCAUGACAUUCACCGCCACAAAACUAGAAAUAAUAAUGACCUUAUGAUAGAAAAAGUUAUUUUAGAAUGCACCAAGCGCGCUUUUUUUUACAGAGGUGGAAACAUUUUUGAUAAUUCUUAGAAAUUACAACUGUUCGAAACUUCCUUUUAGUGUAACUAUUUUAUAUUAUUGUUAAAAUUUUUUUCGAUUUUUUAUUUUUAAAUUUUUACAGGACCUGCAUUGAUAGCAGUUUUUUCUUAAAACUGAUGCGGUAAUCCUGUACAAUUAUGUUUAUUAUUAUUAUUAUUAUUAUUAUCAUUAUUAUCAUUAUUAUUAUUAUUAAAUAACAUAAAAGGCAAAAAGCAUUUAUUUUUUCGAUUGUUUCACACAGUCUUCAUCAGCAAAUACUGCCUUCGUCGCUGUUGAACACAUAAGUUUUAUAGAAAUAAGUCAAACAUUCAUGACGGUUGGUAACUCACCAUGUUUAAGAUGUAAGGGUCUCUUAAAAAGCUAUAUACAUACAAUCCAAUUCUGUUCAGAAUCAAUUAUGUUAUAAUUCUCCCAUCCUCCCAAUCUGUUCUCAUCUGAACCAACUCACGUCGAUUUAAUAUUCUCAAGAGUAUUGUUUUCUCUAAUUUCCUCACUCCACCUGUUUUUGUCGGAGAGACAUCGACGAAUGUACAAAAAAAAUACCCAUCAACGCGUGCUAAACUCCACCUAUUGCUAUAACAUUGUUGGAAGUUACGAAUGCAAAUGCCGCUCAGGAUUUGAACCAGAUCUCAACUCAAUAUACCAGUGUACAGAUAACUGACUUUUAGUAAAUAUUUGAAGUAAAUAGACCUUUUUGCUGAUGGGAAGCAAUGGGACGUGAAUUGAAUGUAAGACACCCUGAGGUACCCUUGUAGCGAGCACCAAGUCAACUCGCUGACGGAAAAGAAUAUAACUGAAGCAGCAACAUUCACACGUUAAUGAAGGAAAAGAGGCUUAGUAGCUCGUGUUAUGUGUUAUGUCCAUGCUGGUCAUGCCUCACCAGAACGAAGUAACGAAGCGCAACUGACUCACAGCUGCAAUCCAGUGAUUCACAGGACGAUUUAGAAAACGACACGCAAUUGGACUGUUCUAAAAUAGUCGUAGUUUUGUGGUACUGUUCCAGACGCAGCCGUCGAAAAACGUUACAGUACAAUUGGAGGGAAUUCGUUUAAAUCUUAGUAGAGGGGGAAACUGGUCAUAUUUUUUGUGACUAGGAAGACGGGUUAGAGCUAACUUUCCUUUGUUGGCAGGCGGGGGGACGCCACGUAACAGUGUUACUUUACGUAAGACUCAUGUUUCAGUUCUCUUCAUUCAGUGACCUAUCGGUCAUUAUUACCGAAGAAAACCUUUCGGAAAUCGCUAGUUUUUAUGAUCCUUACAAUUCGUCCUCGUUACUUGUCAUCCGCGGCGGUUGAUUGGCUAGUGAGGAAUAGCAGUAGAGCUAUUUCAAUGAAAGCUGUCUCUUUCGUGCGUAAAGACAGACCUUUAGUUUCCAAAACGAGAACGAGUACGAGAACGAGAUUUCCCAAUACGAAGUUGUGCGCGCGCUUGAACCAGCGUCAUUUUGGCUCGAAAAAGUGGUAGCCGUCGUCAUUCUAUUGCGGGUUUCAGCGAGAAUAUCGCAGUGGCGGAAAUAUGUUAUCAACGGAAAGAAGUUUUAUCAUUUUGCGAUCGACCAGGACAGGGCUUAGCCAUUUCUUCAAUGAAAAUAACCAUGCAAACUCUUCUGGUGAAAAAAACAAAACAAAAACAAAAGAAAGUAAAAUGAAGCUAUUUUCCGGGGUGCAUAUUUUUUGAGAAUACGCUAAAGAAAUUGAUAGAAGUUUAAUUUCAUCCUCGAGGUCGUCUCACUCGAACCUAAAGAUCCCUAGUAACUGUCUAAUGAUCCAUCUAUUUUGCACGUACUUGUCCACAUUCAAAUCUUAUAUAUAAUCAUAAUUUUACUUCAGAUAUCAACGAAUGCUUGAUUAAUAAGGGUGGGUGUAGCCACAAUUGCAUUAACCUGGAUGGCACUUACAUCUGCUCUUGUCCGAAUGGCUAUGAACUUGAUUCAAGGAGAAAGAACUGUGUUGGUAAGAUUUCUUUGUAUUUCACAUUUUUGCUUUGUCGCACCCUUAAUGUACACUGGAGUGAGAUUGUGCGGGACAACCAUCGCGGGGUUGAUUGAACAAAAGUUGGGAUUCAUCUGGCAAACCCGCAGCUUUUGCAGGGCGAAUUAUAUCAUCACCCAGUGGCCAAAGGUGAAGGAGCCUUUCAACUAGUUAAAUUUUCUAUGACUGUUUUUAGGCCUAAGAAGAAAUUCUUGAACCUUAGCAAGAUCAACUGUCGAAAAUAACUUUAGAAGUUGUGCAUAAGCCUUACAAAAAUAGAUAAUAUUUUUCGAUAAUGAUAAGUACAUGAAACUUUGAUUAGGACAAAGCUGUUGAAGUCCGAUAUUCUGGAAUAUAAUAUUCUAGGCCAAACGUCGAACUUUUCAUGAGACGAACCAAACUUAGGGAGUUAAGUUAUGAAACGUUAGACGUCUGGCUCAGUAAAGUUCGUCUGAAUGAGUAUGGAUCGUCCAACACGUCUUAUCCGUCUUCUUCAGACGGAUAGAGCGUCUAUAGAACGUCUGGGAUAUAGAUCGAUCUUCACAUGAGCAAACUAAUCUAAUAAAUUGAAAAUUAGUAUGAUAAUGUAUAUUUAGCCUCGCUCGUGAAAAACAUUUAGUGCUGAUCAUAAAUUUGCUUUUUGAUCUGAUUCAGUUGAUUGGUUCGACGCGUGCUAAGUUUGAUGUCUGACCCAACAGACAAUCUUAAUAUAAUUUAGGUCGACCCAAGUUAGAGUUUGGUUCGUCUCAUGAUCGAUCAUGAAAAGUUCUACACUGACGACUCCGUUGAGGUUACAAAAUUUAAGGUAACUAAUGGGGAAUUCUACUUAGUUAAUGCUACUUCUUCUGUUGGCCUAGGCCUCACUCGUUUAUUUAACACAAAUGACUCAAAUAAAACAGCUGUAUAUGUAUGUGUGUACCUUUAUCUCAUAGUGCUUUGUUGAAAAUAACUAAAAAUCACUUUAAUUUUAUUUCAAAAGAUAAAGAUGAGUGCGCACUAGCUAACGGUGGAUGUCAGCACACGUGUACAAACACUUAUGGAAGCUAUAACUGUUCCUGUUACAGUGGAUACCAGUUAAAACCUGAUGGCUUAACUUGCCAAGGUAAAAUUAUAAUAGUUUCAAGUCAUGGUCUUCAUACAAACUAG
Porites lobata is the source of this 7156-nucleotide messenger RNA. The record is from the annotation of a GenBank genome assembly. Lineage: Eukaryota; Metazoa; Cnidaria; Anthozoa; Scleractinia; Poritidae.